CCACUCUACCCUCUGGAGCUUGCUUGCUUGCUUGCUCUAUAAAGAGUCUCCGAGUCACCCCACAUUCUUCACUCCGGUCACCGUCCGAAACCCUCAUCUUUCUUCUCUAACACGCCCUCUUCUUUUCUCCAACGCCAAGUCUCUUCUCUUUGUCUCGUUUCGCUCUCGAAGACUUCUACCUCCCCAUUGGUCCUGGUCGAGAUCGUCUCUGCUUCCCAAUUUUCAAAGCCGAUUUCAGCUGGAAUCCGUGAAUGGGUUCCUUCUUCCUCGAAAAUCAGGAGAAUGAGUGGGUUUAGGGUUUGAUCGAGAGUGGGAGGAGACAUGAAGCGGAGGAGCUCUCACUGUCGAUGGAUCAGAAAAGUCUUGGCGUUGCUCUUGCUGAGCUUCUGCACGGCGAGUUUGGUUCUAAUGCAAGCGAAUUACAGCCAUAUAACGAUACUGAGUUCCUUAGUUUCGCAUGAGGCGGUUGAUCAGAAGCCAAAGAUCGCCUUCCUUUUCAUUGCGCGGAACCGGCUUCCGCUGGACUUGGUCUGGGAUGCCUUCUUCAAGGGAGAGAAGGAGGGUAGGUUUUCAAUUUAUGUACAUUCGAGGCCUGGCUUUCUAUUCAAUAAAGACACAACAAGGUCUGCUUACUUUUAUGGCCGUCAGGUCAACAACAGUAUACAGGUGGACUGGGGCGAAUCAAGCAUGAUUGAAGCGGAGCGUAUUUUGCUUAGAAAUGCACUCAAGGAUCCAUUUAAUGAGAGAUUUGCUUUUGUAUCUGAUAGUUGCAUACCACUAUAUAAUUUCAGUUAUAUAUAUGACUACAUAAUGUCAACAUCAACAAGCUACCUGGACAGUUUUGCUGAUACAAAAGAAGGUCGUUAUAAUCCAAAAAUGCAUCCUAUAAUUCCUGUACAUAAUUGGAGAAAAGGGUCUCAGUGGGCUGUUUUAGUCAGAAAGCAUGCUAAAACUAUGGUCAAUGAUGACAUAGUCUUCCCUGAAUUUCAGAAGCACUGCAGAAGGAGAGCACUACCAGAGUUUUGGCGGGAUCAACCUAUACCCGCAAACGGGUGGAAAGAGCAUAACUGCAUACCAGAUGAACAUUAUGUACAGACUCUACUUGCGCAAAGAGGACUUGAAGAGGAAAUAACUCGAAGACCCUUGACCCAUACUUCAUGGGAUUUAUCAUCUUCAAGAGACAAGGAAAGGCGCGGAUGGCAUCCAGUGACAUACAAGCUUUCAGAUGCUACUCCUACUCUUAUGGAAACUAUCAAGGGCAUUGAUAACAUAUACUUUGAGACAGAAUAUAGGAGAGAAUGGUGUACAAAACGGGAGCAACCAGCCCCAUGCUUCUUAUUUGCUAGGAAAUUUACUCGAGCUGCUGCACUUAGGUUGCUUAAUUUGUCCAUGCUUGCGCUUAAUUGACCCAUCCAGCUCCAAUUACGCCGCUAGAGCAAAAUGAAGAUAGUUCUCUCACUCUCAUCAGAGAAGCCACAAGAAAUAUGUCAAUGCAAAUGAUGUGUUGUAUGUGUGUUUUAUUAUUAUUAUUAUUAUUUGUAGUUGUAAACUCAAACCAUAGGGUGAGGGUGCAUCCAUACUGCUGCUUGAGCUGCGAGAGCCACGAAGCAUAUGACUGGUAAAACAGCCACAGCCAUGCUUCGCAAUAUAGGAGCUCAGAUGAGUCAAAGAGCACUAAACUAAGUUAUAUCCUAAAAAAAAAAAUAGAAUAAAAUCAAAUUCAAACA
This is a messenger RNA of Dioscorea cayenensis subsp. rotundata (Guinea yam), 1727 nucleotides long. RefSeq names its product glycosyltransferase BC10. Gene Ontology annotation, molecular function: glycosyltransferase activity. Lineage: Eukaryota; Viridiplantae; Streptophyta; Magnoliopsida; Dioscoreales; Dioscoreaceae. The record is from RefSeq and is a predicted model, not a curated record. Gene Ontology annotation, cellular component: membrane. The transcript is spliced from 12 exons. Bases 322 to 1407 code for a protein of 361 amino acids.